Molecule: messenger RNA, 600 nt
Organism: Solanum stenotomum
Lineage: Eukaryota; Viridiplantae; Streptophyta; Magnoliopsida; Solanales; Solanaceae
Exons: 1
Coding region: 1-600 (199 amino acids)
Source: RefSeq, a predicted model, not a curated record
AUGAGUGUAAGGGAAUACGCUAUGAUAUCCACUCAACUAUCCAAGUAUGCUCCUUUCAUUGUGGAGGAUCGUAGGGAUAAUAUGAGUAAGUUUAUGCCGGGAGUGUCCGACAUGGUAGUCAAACAGUGCCGCACCGCUAUGCUUGUCGUUGACAUGGACAUUUCCUGCCUUAUGGUGCAUGCCCAACAAAUCGAGGAAGAAAACAUCAAGGAAAGAUCUAGAGAGGCAAAUAGAGAAAGAGUGGAUGAUAGUAACUAUUCACAUUCUAGGUCUGAUGGACGGGGCCGUUCGAGGUUUCUACAAAAGUUCUUCGGGCAAGGUUCUUCAAGUGCUCCUCCAAGGCGUAAUACUGAAAGGGUAUCUAUCCCAAAACCUCAAGGAGAUGGUAAUAGGUCUUCUAUGCCUACUUGUGCUAUAUGUGGGAGAAAUUAUGAAGGGAAGUGUUUAGCGGGUUUUAAUACUUUCUUUGGUUUUGGGAAGAUGGAUCACAAAAUAAGAAAUUGUCCUUUGGUUUCAAAAAAUGAGGGAGAUGUUCAUCAUAGGGCUCAACCCUACCCUUCAUCCGGUCUGAGUGGUUCGGGUUGGAAUGCUCCUAAGUAA